CACGAUCGCAGGAAGUAACCUGAAACUUUGAAAUUCAAACAUUUUAGAGCGCCUGUGUUCUCGCUCUGAGGAAAGACGAAGAGUGAUAAGAAGACGAGUUUCACUUUUAAAAAAACAAACAAACAAAUGAAAGAAAUGUUUAAUGAGGGUGUCAAAGGGACCGUGUUAGGGACUCAGCAUUGGCAGAGUGUUGUUAUGAAGCUCCACAAGAAGAUUUUGACUCAUUACCAAUCCUGCACGUCACCGGUUGACAAUGAAGGAUAUCUCUUCAAAAAGAAACAGAAAAACGGCUCAUACCAUCGGCGCUGGUUCAUCCUGAAAGGAAACCUGCUCUUCUACCAGGAGCGGCCCGCAGACCGCCGCCUGUUGGGUGUCAUCGUGCUGGAGGGAUGCGCGGUGCGGCGAGCGGACACCGACGGACGCUUCUGCUUCGGUUUGGUCUUCCGGGGGCCUGGAUUUAAGAGCUACCAGUUUGCGGCAGGGGAAGAGGACACUGUGGAGAGCUGGGUACGGGUUUUGCUGUCCGCCAGCCAUUGUUACCUGUCGCUGCUGCUGAGAGACCUGCACACGCAGUAUCAAGACUUGAAGCCUCACCAGAGUUCUGGUGAGUCUCCCUGCAGCAACUUGAACCUGGGACCACCACCGCCAUCCUCAUCAUUAUCACCAUCAGCAGUAGUCAUCAAAAAGUCACCCAAGCCGUGGCACAGGUGGAACGCUCACGUCACCCCCUUGAACGUGCCAACGCCCCCGUCGUACGGCGAGUGGCCUCUGGUGAGUUUCGAUCCGCGGGACGACUUCUUUAAGCUGCACGAGUUUUACGGCCAAGAGGUGAAGAAGGCCCACGAGGAGUGGCUGACCGGUCGGCAGCCCCCAGAAGAGAACGUCCAAGAAGAUCUUAUCAACCUGUCGUGAAAACAAAAAAAAAGACUCUUUGGAGAGGAACUGAGAUGAAAAAAACUGAACUUGACGUGUUAUCGAUUGUUUGGAUCAGUGCUUCCAUUUCACAACGGUGGGCCAUGUGAUGUUUAGAUGACCUAAAAAAAACAAAAAAGUUAGAAAGUAAAAUAGUUUGCUUUGAUAAUGAAAUAAUAACACAUUGUAAUUUUUUUACACAUUGUAAAUUGUUUUAUUGUUUUGUUUAUACUUCAUUUGAUUAUAAUUAAUUCACCUUUCCACCACCCAAAUACACCCCAAAGUCAACCUAACAUGCAUGUUUUUGGGAGGAAAAUGGAGUACCCGUACGAAAGCCAGGCAACCUCGGGGAGAACAUACCGGCUACACAGAAAGUCCAGAGCCUGGAUUUAAAUCCUCAACCUCAGAACUGCGAGGUGGUUGUGCUUACCACUCGUCCACUGUGCCAUUCAUUAACCAAUUAUUUAAGAAAAAGUAACAUGAAAAAAAAUUGUAAAACUUAAACCUUAAUUUAUCCAGGUAAGGCUAUUGAGAAGAGAUUCUCAUUUGCAAUACCGACCUGGCUGGUGUUCCUUAACCGGGAAUAAAACUCAGGCCCCUAACCACUAGACCACCAGGGAAAUGUUAGUGAAACUGGUCCUUUUACUACCAAUAGAUCAACCAAAAAUAAUUUUAAAAAAUCAAUAAUACACAAAUAAAAUUGCAAAAUUUUCAUCGCAGAAGAACUGCAUCACAACGUCGCAAACGUAAUGGCCAAUCAAAAAUGCCAUGUUGUGUAACAUGAAUUUGGACGAGAAAAAUGAGGCUUCCGGGUGCGAAGCGAGAUCCAGCCGGCCACCGACCAGCCGUACCAUUAUAGAGUAUAUAACACACGGGGGUUUUACAAGAUUCGAAUUUCUCGAGCUGUCACCAUAACAAACACGUGUGCUCUCACAAGUGCGGCUUCUACUCGGAGGCAAAAAACAAACAAAAGACAGCCAAAUAUGGGCAAAGUGGAUACAAAACUGGGUCAAACAGAAGUAGCUGUCACAGGGUCCUUUUUUGGACACGCAUAUGGCAAAACCAAGGUGUUUUUUGAAAUGAAAUUGGCACUUUUACACUAAGUCCAUGUUAGAGAGUCGUUCUAUGGAGGUCUAAAAAGCCAAAAUAUGGGACCUUCAAGAGAAAUUAGGGUAAAAUUGGGAAUGGUUUAGUUUAGGGGUCUGGAUUAGAUUUAGGGUUAGGGUUAUGUUGGAAUUAGCGGUUCAGGUUAGUGGUUGGAACAUAAUUGUCUCAAGGAUGAGGCGUUUUUCUGCUUGAAACAAUUUAAAAAAAAAUUUAAACACUCAUACCGUGGCGUGAAGGGACUAUGGUGGUUUUAAAUUUCAACCAGUAGGGGCCGCUAGAAGUCUAAAUAAACAGUUUUGUCACGUUGUUUAGUUGAUAAAUACAUUACAAUGGCGAUAUUUCAAAAAUAAAACAGGAUGUUCUGAAAUUAAACAAAGCUCACAUCUCGACAGUAACCCCAAUUUCUUUUAUUUAAAAUGUAUUACUAUUUAUGCUUAGCUGAUUAGUACAGACAGACACACACAUAGUAUAACAUGUCCAAUGAGGCCCUACAGUUCAAGCUGGGAGCAUCUUGACAUUCCUGCACUUUGCCUCCAGACAGACAGACAAACAGACCUAAAGACAAGUCAGUCAGACAGGCAGACAGACAUUACAAUCGAGUCAAAAGUGAUGGAUGGCUUCGGAGGAGCGUGCCAGGACGUCUCGUGUUGCAUCUGCGCCAACUUGCAAGUUGCAACAUACACGCGUGUGUCAGCGGCACGUGUGAAGAGUGAGCAAGGUCAGUCUAUACGUGACAAAGAGCAGAAAAACGCAGACAGGUUGUUAUGUCCACAACCAUCAUGGAGCGACGCAUUAUUAGGAAUCCCAGCCCGCUUAUGUAUAGGCAGGACACGCAGCGCUGGAACAUGAUUGGAUCCUGUAAUCUUGAAUGAACUUACUUUAUAAAUUGCUUUUAACACAACAAGGUGUGAGAUGUGAGUGUCAGGUGCCGUAACGAAAAUUAAAACUUGUUCGUCCUAGAUGUAUUUAACUGCCACUUCAGAGGAAAAUAUCAGACCUCCUGUGUCUUUUCCGGAGGGGCUUACUGAGACAUUUUUCUGGGUUUCCUCAGAUCGAUACGCCUACCAAAUUUCAUGUUACAAAGUGAAAGAUGCUUCAGGAGCUCAAUUUUUCGAACAUUGACGACACCAUGCUACCACGGUCGUGCAACGCCUACACACAGUGGCGAAAACCUUUCACAAUUUAGCCCAUCUGUCUCGUUUGUAUGGUUUAAAUUUGGUAGCGAUCGGACGAAAUCUCUAGGAAGAGUUCAUCUCGAAAGGACCCCUUGAAAAAAAAUGGUCAUUUCAAACCAAGAUGGCAGACUUCCUGUGUGUUUUCAGGCAUGUCUUCUUGAGACCUUUUUGUGUGUCUACUCAUUAUCGUCAUGUCAAUCAAAUUCGCAGUUAAUGUGAAACUCAAUUCGGAAGCUGAAAAAAAAAAAACCUCAAAGAAUAGUCUGUUUUUAAAGGACGUCUGAAA
This is a messenger RNA of Phycodurus eques (leafy seadragon), 3480 nucleotides long. RefSeq names its product PH domain containing endocytic trafficking adaptor 2 (gene pheta2). Lineage: Eukaryota; Metazoa; Chordata; Actinopteri; Syngnathiformes; Syngnathidae. Gene Ontology annotation, cellular component: recycling endosome; early endosome; trans-Golgi network. The record is from RefSeq and is a predicted model, not a curated record. The coding region runs from base 127 to 912 and encodes 261 amino acids. Gene Ontology annotation, biological process: retrograde transport, endosome to Golgi; endosome organization; receptor recycling. The transcript has 4 exons.